GGGCCUCAUCCCCUCAGCCAGCCACCCAACUCUCACCACCCAGGUGGGCCUGCUGCCCUCUGAGAUCCAGCCCUUGGGAACCCCUGGGGGGCAGGAGCUCAGUCUGUCCUGGCUUGUCUCAUCCCCCAGGUCACCAUGGACCGCAUGAAGAAGAUCAAGCGACAGCUUUCUAUGACACUCAGGGGAAGCCGGCCCGCGGACAAGAGCAGUGGCUCUGAGCAGCUCAGCAUUGAGGAGAACAACUGCAGUGAUAAUGGCCCUAGCCCCCGUGGGAGGAAGGGCGCCUUGCCCUCAUCCCAUAGCCUGCUACCCACGGUUCGCCUGCCCCCCCGAGCCUCCAGGAGCCUGCCCGCCCUGGGCCCAACCCCCCGGGGAGCCCGGCAGCCUCCUCCACCACCAGCCCGCCGGCCCCGGGCCAGUCGCAGUCUGAGCUCCCCACUGGAUCAUGGCACCAGACUAGAGAUUGUGCAUGAGGACUUGAAGAUCGGUUCAGAUGGGGAGAGUGACCAGGCCUCAGCCACAUCCUCUGAUGAAGUACAGUCACCUGUGAGAGUCCGAAUGCGAAACCAUCCAGCCCGCAAGAUCUCUACUGAGGACAUCAACAAGCGCCUUUCCCUCCCUGCGGACAUCCGGCUGCCCGAGGGCUACCUGGAGAAGCUGACCCUCAAUAGUCCACUCUUUGACAAGCCCUUGAGCAGGCGCCUCCGCCGGGUCUCCCUGUCUGAAAUCGGCUUUGGCAAGCUGGAGACAUAUGUGAAACUGGACAAGCUGGGGGAGGGGACCUAUGCCACUGUAUAUAAGGGGAAGAGCAAGUUAACGGAUAACCUGGUGGCCCUGAAGGAGAUCCGGCUGGAGCAUGAAGAGGGCGCCCCCUGCACCGCCAUUCGAGAAGUGUCACUGCUGAAGGACUUGAAACAUGCCAACAUUGUCACCCUGCACGACAUUAUUCACACAGACAAAUCCCUGACUCUAGUGUUUGAGUAUCUGGACAAGGACCUAAAGCAGUACCUGGAGGACUGUGGGAACAUCAUCAACAUGUACAAUGUCAAGCUCUUUCUGUUCCAGUUGCUCAGGGGCCUGGCCUACUGUCACCGGCAGAAGGUGCUACACCGAGACCUCAAACCCCAGAACUUGUUGAUCAAUGAGCGUGGGGAGCUCAAGCUGGCCGACUUUGGCCUGGCCAGGGCCAAGUCUAUCCCAACCAAAACCUACUCCAAUGAGGUGGUGACACUGUGGUACCGGCCUCCUGACAUCCUGCUGGGCUCCACAGACUACUCCACUCAGAUCGACAUGUGGGGUGUGGGCUGCAUUUUUUACGAGAUGGCCACAGGCAGGCCCCUCUUCCCGGGCUCCACGGUGGAGGAGCAGCUGCAUUUCAUCUUUCGGAUCCUGGGGACACCCACUGAAGAGACUUGGCCGGGAAUUUCUUCCAAUGAGGAGUUCAAGAACUAUGACUACCCCAAGUACCGGGCAGAGGCCCUACUGAGCCAUGCACCUCGGCUGGAUACGGAUGGGGCAGACCUCUUGGCUAAACUGCUGCAGUUCGAGGGUCGGAAUCGGAUCUCUGCAGAUGAUGCCAUGAGACACCCCUUCUUCCAGACUUUGGGGUCACGAAUCCAUAAACUCCCUGACACUACUUCCAUAUUUGCACUAAAGGAGAUCCAGUUACAGAAGGAGAUGGGCCUGCGCUCAGCCUCCCUCACAGACUCGGGUGGGUGUGGCCCCCACCCCCUCGGCCCUGCUAGUUCUGGGCCGGUUGGCUCUUCCCAAUAGCUCUCUGCUUCCCCCCACAGGCAGGCCAGCCUUCCGGGUGGUGGACACCGAGUUCUAGGUCCUAGGGGCAGCUGGCUUUGAGAAGGUGCUGGUGACUGGCUGGAGGCCCUCCCGGGCCGCUGGGAGGAGGAGGGCUGCUGUGGAGUCAAUCUUGCUCUCCCUACCCCCACCACCCUCCCCAGCUCAGCCUGCACCCGGCCUCCGCAGCCUCUGCCGUCGCCGCCGCUGCCGCCGCCACCGCUCCCCUCCACUCCACUCACCUGCCUGUUCCUGGCUCAGCUGCCUUCCUUCUGCCCGCCCCCAUUCUUCUCCCCACUGACUGACUUGUGGAAGGGUGCGAACAAAGCUCUUCCCUCCCUCCC
Messenger RNA from Gracilinanus agilis (Agile Gracile Mouse Opossum), 2135 nucleotides. RefSeq names its product cyclin dependent kinase 16 (gene CDK16). NCBI's taxonomy places the organism in Eukaryota, Metazoa, Chordata, Mammalia, Didelphimorphia, Didelphidae. Gene Ontology annotation, molecular function: ATP binding; protein kinase activity. Gene Ontology annotation, biological process: exocytosis; protein phosphorylation; neuron projection development. Gene Ontology annotation, cellular component: nucleus; synaptic vesicle; cytoplasm. The coding region runs from base 136 to 1773 and encodes 545 amino acids. The record is from RefSeq and is a predicted model, not a curated record. The transcript has 15 exons.